Messenger RNA from Seriola dumerili (greater amberjack), 2846 nucleotides. RefSeq names its product cytoplasmic dynein 1 intermediate chain 2-like (gene dync1i2a). Lineage: Eukaryota; Metazoa; Chordata; Actinopteri; Carangiformes; Carangidae. Gene Ontology annotation, molecular function: dynein heavy chain binding; dynein light chain binding. The transcript is spliced from 17 exons. Gene Ontology annotation, cellular component: cytoplasmic dynein complex. The record is from RefSeq and is a predicted model, not a curated record. Gene Ontology annotation, biological process: transport along microtubule. The coding region runs from base 96 to 2009 and encodes 637 amino acids.
GCUCUGAUUCUCUGGAUUGCCACUCAAACGUCUUGGAAACGCCCCACUGACCAGACCUUGCAUACUCUACAUUCCAAUGGGGGAGCUGUGGCAUUAUGUCUGACAAGAGUGAGCUGAAAGCAGAGCUUGAAAGGAAGAAGCAACGCUUGGCACAAAUCAGAGAGGAAAAGAAAAGGAAGGAGGAGGAGCGCAAAAAGAAAGAGGCGGACCAAUUGAAAGAUGCUGCACUUCACCAGGAUGACUCUGACCUGGAGAAAAAAAGGCGUGACGCUGAGGCCCUGCUACAGAGUAUGGGCAUAACCCCAGAUGCUCCUGCUGUCCCUCCUCCCAUGUCUCCAACUGCCAAAUCGGCUGGCACACCAAGUGAGGCAGGGAGCCAGGACUCUGAUGGAGCCGUGGGACCCAGGACUCUGCACUGGGACUCUGACCCGUCCACUCUUCAACUUCACUCUGAUUCUGAGCUGGGGUACUGGACACUCUCUUCUCUCCUUUCCUGGCGAGGAACGCCAAAACUGGGAAUGGCCAAAGUCACACAAGUGGACUUCCCUCCGCGUGAAACUGUGUCCUACACAAAAGAGACCCAGACACCUGCCAUGACCCAGCAAAAAGAAGAGGAAGAAGAAGAGGAAGAAAUCGCUCCUCCUCAACCAGUAGCCGAGACUCCGACUGAGAAACCGGACCAGAAUGAGGAGGAGGAAGCACCCCCCCAUGAGCUAACAGAGGAGGAAAAACUCCAGAUCCUGCACUCAGAGGAGUUUGUGAAUUUCUUUGACCACAGCACUCGCAUUAUUGAGCGGGCUCUAUCAGAGCAUGUGGACCUCUUCUUUGACUACAGUGGCCGUGACCUGGAGGAGAAGGAGGGUGAAAUCCAGGCUGGAGCAAAGCUCUCCCUCAACAGGCAGUUCAUGGAUGAGCGCUGGUCCAAACAUCGUGUCGUCACCUGCCUCGACUGGUCCCCCCAGUAUCCUGAACUCCUGGUUGCCUCAUACAACAACAACGAGGACGCUCCUCACGAGCCAGAUGGGGUAGCGUUAGUCUGGAACAUGAAGUACAAGAAGGCAACACCGGAGUACGUCUUCCAUUGUCAGUCUGCUGUUAUGUCGGCUGCGUUUGCCAAGUUCCACCCUAACGUUGUGGUGGGGGGCACAUAUUCAGGGCAGAUCGUACUGUGGGACAACAGGAGCAACAAGAGAACCCCGGUGCAGAGGACACCCCUGUCUGCAGCAGCACAUACGCACCCAGUUUACUGUGUGAAUGUGGUUGGCACCCAAAACGCCCACAACUUGAUUAGCAUCUCCACUGAUGGAAAGAUGUGUUCCUGGAGUCUUGACAUGCUUUCACAGCCACAGGACAGCAUGGAGCUGGUGUUCAAGCAGUCCAAAGCUGUAGCUGUCACCUCCAUGUCUUUCCCUCUCGGAGAUGUCAACAAUUUCGUGGUGGGCAGUGAGGACGGCUCUGUCUACAUGUCGUGUCGUCAUGGAAGCAAAGCGGGCAUUAGUGAGAUGUUUGAGGGCCAUCACGGGCCCAUCACAGGGAUCAACUGCCACACAGCUGCAGGGCCCCUGGACUUCUCCCACCUUUUUGUUACCUCCUCUUUCGACUGGACUGUUAAGCUGUGGAGCACCAAGAACAAUAAGCCCCUGUACUCAUUUGAAGAUAACUCGGAUUACGUGUAUGAUGUCAUGUGGUCUCCGACUCACCCCGCUCUGUUUGCUUGUGUGGAUGGAGUUGGACAUCUGGACCUGUGGAACCUCAACAAUGACACUGAGGUCCCCACUGCCAGCGUCACAGUAGAGGGUAACCCAGCCCUCAACAGGGUCAGAUGGGCUCAUUCUGGCAGAGAAAUUGCUGUGGGAGACUCUGAUGGACGAGUUCUUGUGUAUGAUGUGGGAGAGCAAAUUGCGGUUCCACGAAACGACGAGUGGACCCGUUUUGUCCGCACACUGGCAGAGAUCAAUGAGAACAGGGAUGAUGCAGAAGAGCUGGCAGCUCAGCGUCUUUCUGCCUGAUCUAGUCGCCAUGGACACAACGUUUAAGGGACCAGUGGCGUGCUCAUUAGUAUCAGCCCCAUUUUGAUUGGAGGGAAAUGGACAUCUUUUGAUUUCUUACACUUUCUUAUUUGGACAACUCUUCCUUCUCAGUUAGCUGGACCGUCACCAGUCUUCCUUGGAAUAACACAAGUAACAGGGCUAUCAACCUCAGACACUAACAUGAAGCCAUGUUCACUAACACAACAACAUCGUCCUUUUGUCAACCAGAUGCCUUAAAGUUUCAUUUUAAUUUUGACUGUAAAAAUCCUUACCUGUCUUUAUUUACAGCAUGUUAACAUGAGCCUUAAUUUUGAGUUAAGUAUCUCAAGCCAAAUAUUGUACGUGCUCCAGUCCACAUAUUCACGAGAAGCACUCAUAGCUGUUCUCCUUUUCCACCAAAGUUGAACUGAAGCAAUCACAUCUUUAAACAUCCAGGGAAUGUAAACAUUUCAAGCUGUAGCCCAUGUUGUCGUCUCUCUUCCUUUAGACUUGAUGACACAAAUAAUCACUUGUUUGUAUAAUACUGAAAUGUCCAAAAUCCAAAUGUCUUUCUACUUCUAUAUUGUUCUAUAGUACACCAGUCUCCACUUAAUCAGUGCAGCUGGUCAAACUUCAGAUAGUUGGAAUAUCCUCUAUGCUGUAACUGCUCAGUGAUUUCCAGAUCUGUCAUGUAUGUUGAUAGGAUCUGAACAGAGAUGGUUUGUUUCCUGAAGAAUCUCAAAGCUCUGUCAAAUGUGAGAAUGUACUUUUCACACAGUAGAAACAAACAGUUUGAAUGAUUUAUUUCAAUAAAAUACAAUAAAUACAUUUAAAUUA